GCUGCGUCUCCUGUCAGGUGUUGAAUUCCUGCAGGAGUUUUUGCAGAUUCCCACAUUUUUAAAGGUGCAGAUGAAUGUUGAUCUAAUAAAGUGAGACAACAGCUGCUGUGUUCAUGAGCAGCUGGAUCUGCUGUGGAAAUUCAUUCAGAAACCAAACGCUGGAAGAAGAGCAGAGAUCCUGAGACGUUCAUCACCGAGCAUGAAGUCUGCAUUGUCCUGCAUUGUCCUGCAUUGUUUGGUCGUGCAGACUGGCCGUCUAUUGUCAGUAAUUGUGUUAGCGUGAGGGAGAGGCGUCCCAUGACCAAAUGAACCCGCCGAGAACAGAACCUUUGUGCAGGUCAGCUGAUUGAAGCUUCGGUCUCUACAUCCUAAAAUCAACUUUUAUUCUCCUUAUUUUUCCCCAUUUUUCCGUGAAAUGGAUCCGUUUUUAAAUAAAGUAAAACAAAAACGCUUUAGCUUAGCGGCUAACUGUUUCUCAACCCUAAAGGGGAGUUUUCACUGCCGGGAGGGGCGAGUGGGGCGGUGCCGAUAUGACGGCCCAUAAAAGCCGCCGGCGCCGAGCAGCAUCAGAAUCUGAGCUGGAAGCUGCUGAGACGAGAGCGAGAAGGAAGAUAUAAAGUGGGAGGAGUUUAUUUAAGCGUGCUCCUCCCUGCAGGCAUCAUGGACGUGAGCUCCUCCUCCAGUCCUCAGGUCCCCACUCUGAGUGCAGACGCUCAAUGUGGCGGCUGCCCCCCCUCCACGUGCACGCCGGGCAGCAGCGCUUGGCCCUGCCUGCCGCCAUCCGGAUCCAGCUUUCCGGCGUGGCCGGCGCAGCCGGCGCAGCCCGCCCAGCCGGCCCCCUGCUGGAACGGCCAGCUGAACGCGCCCUGUUGGCCAGCAACGCAGGCCCCUCCCACUUCUGUGACCCCUUCAGUUCCAAAUUCAGCUCCGGUUCAGGCCGUAACACCGGCGCCCUCUGUGGCCCCGCCCCCCACACCAGCUCCAGCUCUAGCCGUACAGCCAUCCUGUCAGCCCUGCUGGCCCGGCGUCCAGUACCAGCCGGCUCCGCCCCCUUCCGGUGUCCAGUACCAAGCGUCCCGUACAACCUGAACCUGGCCAGAGGCGUGUACGACAAAAUGAUGAUGACCAUCCUGGGCUACGUCAAACCCAACGCCAAAAUGUUCACUGUGAACUUCCUGAGGGGCAAUGACAUUGCCUUUCACAUCAAUCCCCGCUUCAAUGAGGGCGGGAAACAGGUGGUGGUCCGUAACCAUAAACUGGGGGAGCGCUGGGGCCAGGAGGAGAGAGACCUGAAGGGGCCCUUCCCGUUCGCCUCCGGGAGCACCUUUGAGAUGAAGGUCCUCUGCACCCCCGAGGCCUUCAGGGUCGCCGUGAACAACAUCCCCAUGUUUGAGUUCCGUCACCGCAUCCGAGAACUCAACCAGAUCGACCGCAUCAACAUCCUGCACGAUGUGGUCCUCACCUACAUCAAUGUGGAAACGCUUCCUUAAGGAAAAACGCCGGAGACGGCGCCGGGAUACGCCGGGAU
Messenger RNA from Oryzias melastigma (Indian medaka), 1528 nucleotides. Its product is annotated as galectin-3. Gene Ontology annotation, cellular component: nucleus; immunological synapse. Lineage: Eukaryota; Metazoa; Chordata; Actinopteri; Beloniformes; Adrianichthyidae. The record is from RefSeq and is a predicted model, not a curated record. Gene Ontology annotation, biological process: eosinophil chemotaxis; monocyte chemotaxis; negative regulation of endocytosis. Gene Ontology annotation, molecular function: laminin binding; IgE binding; carbohydrate binding.